Molecule: messenger RNA, 2748 nt
Organism: Syzygium oleosum
Lineage: Eukaryota; Viridiplantae; Streptophyta; Magnoliopsida; Myrtales; Myrtaceae
Product: putative receptor-like protein kinase At3g47110
Exons: 2
Coding region: 1-2748 (915 amino acids)
Biological process (GO): protein phosphorylation
Molecular function (GO): protein binding; ATP binding; protein kinase activity
Source: RefSeq, a predicted model, not a curated record
AUGGUUUUACAGAACAACAGCUUCAGCGGCGAAAUCCCACCACAGAUCGGCAACUUGCUUCGGCUCCAUCAUCUCAUUCUUAGUAACAACUCAUUUGGCGGGUCGAUACCAUCCAAUCUUUCCCGCUGCUUGGAGCUUAGGAUCUUGAAUCUCAUAGAUAACCAACUUGUAGGGGGAAUUCAUUCCAAUCUUGGUUCUUUACCAAGGCUUAAAAUCUUGGGCUUGACCAAGAACAAUCUUGUAGGUCCUAUUCCUCCUUCGAUGGGAAACCUUUCGCAGCUAGUACAGCUAUCCCUGGGAUUAAAUGCAUUUCAUGGAGAAAUUCCUAAGGAAUUUUCGAGACUCGAGAGGUUGUUACUUUUCCAAGUAGGAUUUAACAAACUAGCCGGCGAGAUUCCACCUGGGAUUUUUAACAUCUCCUCCCUCUAUAUGUUCUCCGUUGCGUGGAACCAAUUGCGGGGAAGCUUUCCCUCUGAUAUCGGCGCCACUCUUCCUUCUCUCUAUUUCCUAGGAGCCUCCCAUAACUUGUUGACCGGGACAAUUCCGUCAUCGUUAACGAAUGCCACCAGCCUUAAGAAACUUAUGCUUUUCAACAACAGUUUCCAUGGGCCAAUACCGAAAAACCUGGGAAGGCUAAAGGGCCUCGAAUUUUUUGUCUUGGGUUUUAACCGGUUGCAGGAUGACUCAAGUUUUAUUUCUUCUUUAGCUAAUUGUUCCAACUUAGAAUUUCUCGUGGUAUCCUCGAACUUGAUUCAUGGAUCGUUGCCAAGAUCCAUCUCCAAUCUCUCCACGAGCAUUAAGCUAAUUGAUCUGUCAUACAAUCGGAUCCAAGGAACUAUUCCUUCAGCCCUUGGAAAUCUCUUCAACUUGUCUCUCUUGAAUUUAGAGAAUAAUUUCCUAACUGAUCGCCUUCCUGAUUCCAUUGGAGCACUUUACAGCUUGCAGGAAAUUUCUUUGGCCAAAAACAUGUUUACCGGAGGGAUACCAUCUUCAAUUGGUAACAUGACGUUGUUAAAUGUCCUUUUGCUUCGAUCCAACAAUUUCCAAGGUUACAUACCACAAAGUCUCGGCAACUGCAAGCAACUAACCGUGUUCGAUCUUUCGAACAAUAAACUAAUUGGCUCGGUUCCGGCCGAAAUCGUGGGGCUUUCUUCCUUGUCGAUCGUCUUCAAUUUAGCCCAUAAUAAUUUAAGUGGAACUCUUCCUUUGCAAGUUGGGUCUUUAAUAAAUCUCGCCGAAUUAGAUCUAUCUUACAACAGAUUGACCGGCUUAAUUCCGGCCUCCAUCAGUACGUGCUUGAGAUUGGAACGGCUUUACUUAGAAGCUAAUUCCAUUCAUGGUCUAAUCCCCCAAGCUUUACGUCCAUUACGGGGUCUAGAAGAGCUGGAUCUUUCCAAUAAUAAUUUUUCUGGUCCAAUCCCGAGCUUUCUUGCAGAGCUCUCACUGCUCAAGUACUUGAAUAUCUCCUUCAAUGAACUAGAAGGGCAAGUCCCAGAGGGUGGAGUUUUUCUUAAUGCAAGUGCUGUAUCACUUUCUGGAAAUGGGGAACUCUGUGGAGGCGCUCCAGGUCUGAAGCUUCCUCUUUGUAAAUCACCAAGCUCUAACAAGUCUUCUUCAACCAAGGCCAUAGUGAUAUGUGUGGUAGCUGUCAGUUUAUCAUGUGUAGCUUUAUUGUUCUUGUCUAUGCUCUGUUACUACAAAAAGAAGCAUACGAGAACCAAUGCCUCGACGUCAUUAUCCUUCGGGCAACAAUUCUUAAGGAUUUCUUAUGAAGAACUCCUAAGAGCUACUGACAGAUUCUCCGAGACAAAUUUGAUUGGUAAAGGGAGAUAUGGCACAGUUUAUAAGGGGAUUCUUGACAGCGGUGCCACAGUGGCAGUGAAGGUGCUCAAUUUAAUGCAAGGAGGUGCUUUGAGGAGCUUUGUCUCCGAAUGUCAAACUCUAGGAACCAUUAGACAUCGAAACCUCGUUAAGAUAUUAAGUGUAUGUUCGGGCAUUGAUUUUCGUGGCAAUGACUUCAAAGCUCUAAUAUACGAGUUCAUGGCUAAUGAGAGCUUGGAGGAGUGGCUGCACCUUGAGACUACAGGACGAGAUGAUGAGCAUGGCGAAUCGAGAAAUUUGAGACUAGUGCAGAGGUUAAACAUCGCCAUGGACAUAGCUACUGCGAUCGAAUAUCUCCACAAGGGUUGUUAUCCUGCAAUCGUCCAUGGAGAUCUGAAGCCAAGUAAUGUGCUUCUAGACAACGACAUGGUGGCUCGAGUUGGAGAUUUCGGGCUUGCAAAGAUCAUUUCAACGGCGUCUGCCAAAGCCACAGGAGUUCAAGACCAAGACAAUUCGACUUCAAUCGCAAUUAGAGGAUCUGUUGGCUAUGUGCCUCCUGAGUAUGGCAUGGGACACAAGGUUUCCACGGUUGGGGAUGCAUACAGUUAUGGCAUUCUAUUAUUGGAGAUGUUCACUAGGAAGAAGCCCACUGAAGAGGCUUUUGGGUACAGUCUUAACCUUCAUAGCUUUGUCAGAAUGGCUCUUCCGGAUCGAGCAAUGGAAAUUGUUGACUUAAGGCUUUGGAGUGAAGCUGGAGAUCAACAACACGAGAACAGGAUUAGAGAUUGCAUAAUCUCCGUAUUCGAAGUUGGAGUCGCAUGUUCAAUGGAAUCACCCUCGGAUCGUAUGGAUAUGACCGAGGCGAUCAGGAAAUUAUGCUUGAUCAAGGCGAGUUAUGAAACCAAGGAGAGGAGGACAGGUAUGUAG